AUGAUUGACCCUCUGCGCGAAGAGAUCGAGUCGGCUCUUCGGGAGGGUGGCUGGAACAAGAACUCGCUUUACAACAUGAAGCUUUUGGACAGCGUGAUCAAAGAGAGCCAGCGGAUCAAGCCAAUCGGCCUUGUCUCGAUGCGUCGUGUGGCUACAGCGCCCCUCACCUUGUCAGACAGCACCUACAUUCCCAAGGGUGCCACGAUUGCCGUGUCAGCAGAGCGCAUGUGGGAUCCAGCUGCUUAUCCUGGAGCUGACUCGUGGGAUGGCAACCGGUUUCUGAAGAUGCGAUCUGUUCCAGGCAGCGAGCAUGUUGCGCAGUUGGUUAGCACCAGCCCUGAGCACAUGGGCUUUGGACACGGGCAGCAUGCCUGUCCUGGGCGCUUUUUCGCGGGGAAUGAAGUCAAGAUUGCGCUUGUUCACUUGUUGCUGAGAUAUGACUGGCGACUACCCGAGGGAGCUGCAGCCCCAAAGCCAAGAACACUGGGCUUUGGUCUUGGGGUUGAUCCGAGCCUGCGCUUGGAGUAUCGGCCGAGAACCAGAAAUCUGGGCGAUCUGGGUGGCAUUGAGGUUUGGUGA
Messenger RNA from Podospora anserina S mat+, 579 nucleotides. RefSeq lists its product as uncharacterized. Gene Ontology annotation, molecular function: iron ion binding; monooxygenase activity; heme binding. The transcript has a single exon. The record is from RefSeq and is a predicted model, not a curated record. Lineage: Eukaryota; Fungi; Ascomycota; Sordariomycetes; Sordariales; Podosporaceae. Bases 1 to 579 code for a protein of 192 amino acids.